AUUUUUGAAUCAUUUGAGUGAAAAUGAACAUCUUAACAGCAUUUAUUUUCAUCUUGCUCUUGUCAAGUGUUUGGCACGUUGAAGCUAAACAAAUAAAAAUCAAAAUUACUCUAGGACCAGAAAGAAGUGAAACAAACAAUGUCGUACGCAGGAAAGGCUGGAUUGGUCCUGUGAUGCAAAUGGCUUCUGGUCUGCUAGGCGGUAUGGGGGGCGGUGCCCAAGGUGGUGCCGGCGGCGAAGGCGGUAAGGGUGGCGAGGGCGGAAGCGCUUCAAGCUCAUCAUCAGCUAACUCCAAAGAUGAUAAUAAUAAUAUGAAUAAAUUGAACCAAAAUAAUUGGAGUAAUAAUGUCAAUAACGCCUUCAGUAUUAAUAACCAUGCAACAAAUAUUAGGAUUAAUCGACCACUUGCAAACAAAUGGCAACAAGCAAAGCGCAGGUCAAGUAUUCGCUUUAAAUGAGUGAUUCUAAAACUUCAGAGUAACUAACGUUGCGCGCUCAAGUUCUAAAGUUAGAACUGUUUUGUAAAUCAUCAAAAUGAAAUAUAAAGUUUUAAAUGUCAGUCUUUCUAAUGAAAUGUAUUCCGCAUUGCUCACAGGCAAGCUCAUAGAAUUGACGCCACAAAUAAUAAUUUGUACGUAUGUGCUUGUUAAUUUUCACAGAUUCAUCUGAUUCAGUCUCUAAACCUGUGAAGAUUCAAUGUAUUCCUUUUAUUAUUGUGAAACAAUUGUAAU
This is a messenger RNA of Drosophila busckii, 731 nucleotides long. RefSeq names its product hrp65 protein. The record is from RefSeq and is a predicted model, not a curated record. The transcript has 2 exons. NCBI's taxonomy places the organism in Eukaryota, Metazoa, Arthropoda, Insecta, Diptera, Drosophilidae. Bases 24 to 458 code for a protein of 144 amino acids.